This is a messenger RNA of Procambarus clarkii (red swamp crayfish), 792 nucleotides long. The record is from RefSeq and is a predicted model, not a curated record. Lineage: Eukaryota; Metazoa; Arthropoda; Malacostraca; Decapoda; Cambaridae.
AUGCGUGUGGACUUCGAUCAUCACAAGGUGACUGGUGCAGCUGCGAGACUGGCACUGUUAGCUCACCUGCAGCUGACUGGUACAGCUUCAAGACUGGCACAGUUAGCUCACCUGCAGCUGACUGCUACAGCUACAAGACUGACACUGUUAGCUCACCAGCAGCUGACUGGUACAGCUUCAAGACUGGCACUGUUAGCUCACCUGCAGCUGACUGCUGACUGGUACAGCUUCAAGACUGGCACUGUUAGCUCACCUGCAGCUGACUGGUACAGCUUCAAGACUGGCACAGUUAGCUCACCUGCAGCUGACUGGUACAGCUUCAAGACUGGCACAAUUAGCUCACCAGCAGCUGACUGGUACAGCUUCAAGACUGGCACUGUUAGCUCACCUGCAGCUGACUGGUACAGCUUCAAGACUGGCACUGUUAGCUCACCUGCAGCUGACUGGUACAGCUUCAAGACUGGCACAGUUAGCUCACCUGCAGCUGACUGGUACAGCUUCAAGACUGGCACUGUUAGCUCACCUGCAGCUGACUGGUACAGCUUCAAGACUGGCACUGUUAGCUCACCAGCAGCUGACUGGUACAGCUUCAAGACUGGCACUGUUAGCUCACCAGCAGCUGACUGGUACAGCUUCAAGACUGGCACUGUUAGCUCACCUGCAGCUGACUGGUACAGCUUCAAGACUGGCACUGUUAGCUCAUCUGCAGCUGACUGGUACAGCUUCAAGACUGGCACUGUUAGCUCACCAGCAGCUGACUGGUGCAGCUUCAAGACUGGCACUGUUAGCUAA